UAAACAUUUGUUUCACUACGGACAGUUUGAUCGUCGCACAAGGAGGAAACGUGUAUGGACGACAUUGUAGGCGUUUGUGAAGAGCAAUCAUGUAUAGAAUAUUACUAUUGUCCGUCUGUCCGGUUAGAAAUCGUGCAUUACAUGUGUACAUCCGCGAGGCAUGUUUAAGGUCGUCGAAAUGUGAUAUAGUUUCACUCCCCAUUUGCAGAGCUACGAAUGGAGGGGUCUUCAAUGCAUUUGGCACAAGCUCUGUCAUCCACUGUGAAAAGAAAGAGGGGCCACUCCCUCCCAAGGAAGAAAAUAGUGCAUUGAAGGAUGGUGAGCAGAAGGUAGCAGUAAAGAUGGUUGGAGAGAAGGUCAUAGAGCUACAAGAUUAUGUAAAAAUGGUAGCAGAACAGAGCGAGCAGAGAGUAGGGGUGAAAAUGGAGGGAGUAACAGAGAGUGUCAAAAUUGAGGAAAUUCCAGUUAAGAUGGAUAGUGAGAAAAUGGAAGAAAUCCAGACUAAAACAGCACUUUUGCCCAUUCCAGAAGUAAAGCUGGAGGAUGUAAAGGAGAGUGAGGAAAUGAAAGAAAUCAUGUUAGCCAGUAAAACAGAGGAGGUUAAACAAAAGCUAGAAGUAACAAUGGCGGUAGUAAAGGAGGGUGAAACAAUUGUUGAGAUCCAGGUUAAAACAGAAGAGGUUGUAGAUGUAAAGAAAGAGGGAGACAAAGUUGUAGAGGAGCAGAUGUUAGAGGUCAAUAAGGAGGAACAACAGACAGAAGCCCCCCCCAAGGAUGAAAUUCAGCCUGUGAAGAGUGGGAAGGAGAGUCUGCUGGACCUCCUGGGGGCCAUGAAGGUCGAGGUGACCAACAAAAGGAAGUUUAAGGCCUUAAAGGUGCAGAGGACCUCUGAGACUGCUGCCAGGCCCAUGCCAGCAGCUAUGGAGAGCACCACCAGUAUGUUCCAGGAGGCCACUGGAAUGGCUGACGUACCAGCACCUGCCCCAAGUGAGACACUGAGCCCUGAGCUGGUUGCUGCUGUCUCUGCUGCUGCAGCUACUUUACCUAGCCAAAGCCAGGCUGAGUCAGAGCUGCUGAAGAAGCUGAGGCAACAUGAAGCUAUCGGAGAGGCGCAGAAGAACGGGGACGUCAACAACAUUGGGGUUAUCAUUGCUGACAUGAAGGUGGGGAAGAAGCCCAACGGCAGGCAGAACGCCCGGCCGGCCAAUCAGAUCCGCUUUGAUGAAGAUGGGAGGGGCUACACCCAUGAUAGAGGCAUCACUGCAGAGUUGGAUGGUGGAUUACGGAGGAGGAGAAGUCUAUUUUCAGGGAAAAGGCUGAACAUCUUCACCCCGAGCACUGAACCGGAGGCAGACACAGAUAUAGCUGUUCCGACCCUAUGGGACAUGGAGUUAGCCAAUCAAGUGGCCCUGUCAACCAAUCAAAUGCCUCGUAAUGGCUUUGAGGAGAUGAUCCAGUGGACCAAAGAGGGCAGGCUGUGGCAGUAUCCAAUUAACAAUGAGGCUGGUCUUGAGGCGGAGGCCCAGGUGCCCUUCCAUGAGCACGUGUUCCUGGAGAAACACCUGGAGGAAGGCUUCCCACGCCAGGGACCUGUCAGACACUUCAUGGAGCUGGUGGUCUCGGGCCUGGCUAAAAAUCCCUACUACACAAUACAGCAAAAGAGAGAACAUAUAGCCUGGUUCAGGGACUACUUUCAGCAGAAAGAGGAGGUCCUCAAGGAGGCAGAGGUUUACCUCAACUGAACUGUGUUGGCAAAAUUUAAGAGAAACACAAUCUUUAAGUAAUUUAUGAUCACACAAAUGCUAACGUGGGAUUUAAGGGUUGUAGACUCCUAUGGCAUGACAGCCUUGUCUCAGGGCUAGGGUGAUCAGUAUACUAAAACAAUAAUGACAGACACACUCCCCUCCUGAAAACGGUCACUCAAGAGAUUGGAUGGUAUUUUCCCAUGAGAGAACCAAUGGAGAUGGUUAACAGAGACCCUGGCAUAGCCCUUAAUCGGAUACACCAUGUAUUGCUUUGGUUGUUCAGAGACUCUUUAACUAUACACACCGUGCCGUUUCUCUACCUUGACAAUUCCACUGUUGGUGUCUGAUCAAGGACAAGUACACUGCUCAAAAAAAUAAAGGGAACACUAAAAUAACA
Oncorhynchus mykiss (rainbow trout) is the source of this 2142-nucleotide messenger RNA. It is a transcript of the gene mrps31, whose product is annotated as mitochondrial ribosomal protein S31. NCBI's taxonomy places the organism in Eukaryota, Metazoa, Chordata, Actinopteri, Salmoniformes, Salmonidae. The record is from RefSeq and is a predicted model, not a curated record. Gene Ontology annotation, cellular component: mitochondrial small ribosomal subunit. Gene Ontology annotation, molecular function: structural constituent of ribosome.